Molecule: messenger RNA, 1038 nt
Organism: Trypanosoma brucei brucei TREU927
Lineage: Eukaryota; Euglenozoa; Kinetoplastea; Trypanosomatida; Trypanosomatidae
Exons: 1
Coding region: 1-1038 (345 amino acids)
Source: RefSeq, a predicted model, not a curated record
AUGGAUUUUGGCACGGAUGUAGCAGCAUUGCCAGCGCGCCGCACAAAACUUGUAUUCCUCUACAGCAGCGAUGACGAAGACGAUGAUAAGGGAACUGUGGCAUCCACAGCAAUGGGGACGCCUAUGAUGGGGGAAGUUUGUGGGGUUCUCCAUAAUGGUAACGGGUGCAGUGGUUCAAUUGCCGUUGAGGUGGAGGAAGAGGCAUGCCUGAGGCCACCAGCGGAGGAUCUCAUGGUCAUGCGUCAGGAAGCGGAUGCGUUGAAGCAAAAGGAAGAAAAGGAGGACCCCGAUUUCGUGGAGGAUGUUGAGGGGGUUGCGGAGGUGCCGACGCGCCCCCGUGUGAAAGUUGUCGAUGCACCAGCCUUGUGGGAAACUGCGGCAGGGCUGCGGAAUUAUUUGCGUGCGGAGGAGGUUGGGACCCUCUCGAAUUCACACAAACGUUUCCGCGAGGAGGAAAAAGACGAAUUGAAUGCGUGCGCUACCGGGGUGGAAAGGAGGCCUCGGCCACUGUUUGAUGAUGAUGGACUUGUCCGAGCCGUGGCGGUAGAUGGUUACACGCUCACAGUUGACGAAACUGAAUUGCAACAAGUGUGUGGUUCUGAAGGGACGCGUGAGCGUUGUGCCGAAGACAGGGAACUCCAUGAUUAUCUUGACUGUGAUGAGCGCUGUGAGCUGGGCGGUGAAGAUGCGGAUGAGGGGCGGGAAGAAGAGGAAGGUGAAUACGGUGAUGAUGAGGAAGAUGAAGAUGACGAGGAGGAGGAUGAGGAGCUAGACGCCGCGCUGGUUGUUGCCGUUGUCGAGCAGUUGGUUCGCUGCUGCGAAAGCGAUGAACUUGACGAAGCCCUGCGUGGUGACGGAGAUCAGUUCCUGGAGCGUGCGCGUCCACUGCUCCAUCAAGUAAACUCCGGUGAAAUGGAACCCUUGGCGUUUGGCGAGGAGGUAAGGAAGGACAUACUGAAGUUGCAGCGUGCAUUUAGGCGUGUGAGCCGCCCUCGGGACGAGCCAGUUGUUAUUGAUGGAGUUGUGAUGGACAUCUGA